AAACUGAAAAAAAAUUAAGAGCGAAAAAGCGGAGAAAGGUGAUACUGAUACGGAUGCAUUGAAUAUUCGACUUCACUUUCUUUUCGCUUAUAAUCUACGCAUUCAAUUUGACUCGCUAUAUAUAAUAAAUGUCACACAAAAUACACUAUCAAUAAUGGAGUGGUCAAGCGUAAAUGGGUUGGGAAAUCUACCAAAGAUCAUCUUAACUUGUAUGGACGGAAGUGAGGCAGAGGUAUAUCUAUAUGGAGGCUGUGUUACAUCCUGGAAAAUAGAUGCCAAAGAUGUUCUUUAUCUUCGUCCCGACGCCAUAUUUAGCGGUGAGAAGCCGAUUAGUGGAGGAAUACCACAUUGCUUCCCACAGUUUGGACCUGGCCCAUUGCAGCAGCAUGGAUUCGCAAGGAACAUGGAGUGGUCUAUUGUUAGUGUUGAAAAUAUGCAAAUUAAUCCUUGUGUAACUCUCGAGCUGAAAGACAAUCCCUACAGCCGUAGUAUGUGGGAUUAUGGUUUUCAUGCUCUAUACAAGGUGACUCUAGGCACACACACUCUCUCAACAGAGAUUAAAAUCACAAAUACUGAUCAAAUCCCAUUUUCAUUUACUACUGCCUUGCAUACAUACUUUAGAGCUUCAGCAGCAGAGGCGUCUGUUAAAUACUUAAAAGGUUGCAAGACAUUGAACAAACAACCUGAUCCAAAAAAUCCAGUGGAGGGUAAGGAGGAAAGGGAUGUUGUCACAUUUCCGGGAUUUGUAGAUUGCAUCUAUCUUGAUGCUCCUGACGAACUGCACCUGGAUAACGGCUUGGGUGAUUCGAUUACUAUUAGGAAUACCAAUUGGUCUGAUGUUGUUCUGUGGAAUCCUUAUCUGACGAUGGAAUCAUGUUACAAAGAUUUUGUGUGCGUCGAAAAUGCCAAGAUUGGAGAAGUUGAGCUACAACCUAACCAAUCAUGGACUGCUGUGCAACAUUUGAUCAAGACUUGAAAUGCAAUGGUCGACCAGAAUGCCUAAUCAAAUAAGGUCGUCUUUGCACAUCUGUUUUAUCUAAUUAGAAAAUACCAUGUAUGUCUUGGAAUAGGUUUGUGCUGUACGUGACUGGUUAAUUUUAAGACAAAUUAUGUUAUCGCUUUCGAUUAGGAUCUA
Salvia miltiorrhiza (redroot sage) is the source of this 1135-nucleotide messenger RNA. Its product is annotated as putative glucose-6-phosphate 1-epimerase. The transcript has 9 exons. Lineage: Eukaryota; Viridiplantae; Streptophyta; Magnoliopsida; Lamiales; Lamiaceae. Gene Ontology annotation, molecular function: carbohydrate binding; isomerase activity. Bases 155 to 976 code for a protein of 273 amino acids. The record is from RefSeq and is a predicted model, not a curated record. Gene Ontology annotation, biological process: carbohydrate metabolic process.